AGGAGCCUCUCACUUCUAUGGAUGAAACCUGCUCACAAUGAGAUGUUCCGUGGGCCUCCUGUGUGUCCUUGCAGCUCUUCUGCCAGAAGCUCAUGCUCUCUUAUGCACAGUCUGUAAUGCAGAUGAACAAACGUCUUGUGAAGGACAAAGCAUUCGUUGUGUCGCAGGGGGGGUUUGCAGUUCAUUAUUUAAAGAAGUUACUCGUUUAGAUGGAAAGAAAUGUUAUCAGAUUUUCAGAUAUUGCGGGGAUCCAAAAGUCUGUGGAAUAAAUACAUAUUUUAGCUUUGUCAUCUACAGAGGCCGACAGACUAUAACCUGCUGUGACACAGAUAACUGUACUCCACCUCAGCCCACCUGGCCUGACAGUCAGAAAAACGGAUUGACGUGCCCAACAUGUGAAUAUAACGGUUUUGAUUGUAUUUCCAAUGAGAACAUUGAGUGCGUGGGGGAGGAGAUCAAAUGUAUUAAGCAAUCAACGAUAUUUAUAGGACCCUUGUCACAUGAUGUAAUAACCUACCGUGGGUGUAGCAGUGAAAGUGUCUGUAUAUAUGGCAAUUCGACUUAUUCGACUUAUCAUGGCUCCUCUACAGAGAGUAUUGUUACCUGCACCGAUGCAAAUCCUGGACUUUCUAGUGGGUGCUCUGGUCUUCAAAGUGUUCUUCUACUGGCUAAUUGUCUUAUGCUAGUAAAAUUGGUUUUAGACCCAAGUGAAUGAACUAGAAAUAUGUAUUAUUUCCCCCUUCGGCUUUACUGUAUGAAUUAUUAUAGGACCGAGCCCCAUAGUUCUGCUGCAUUCAUACCGGAACUCUGUGACCAUCUCCGACAGAAGAUACAAGAGCAAAAAAAAAAAAAAUACAAAUCGAUUCAAUUGUUUCAGUAAAAUGUUUAAUUUACAUUAAUAUCCAUGAUGAAAACUCACUGUAAAAUUACAUUUUUUGCAAACCAUAAAAAUUAAAAAAUAUAUAUUAUUCCAAAAUGAUGAAUUGUAAUUAGCUGC
This is a messenger RNA of Xenopus laevis (African clawed frog), 997 nucleotides long. RefSeq names its product phospholipase A2 inhibitor and Ly6/PLAUR domain-containing protein-like. The coding region runs from base 38 to 715 and encodes 225 amino acids. The transcript is spliced from 5 exons. NCBI's taxonomy places the organism in Eukaryota, Metazoa, Chordata, Amphibia, Anura, Pipidae. The record is from RefSeq and is a predicted model, not a curated record.